Messenger RNA from Penicillium salamii, 1515 nucleotides. The record is from the annotation of a GenBank genome assembly. Lineage: Eukaryota; Fungi; Ascomycota; Eurotiomycetes; Eurotiales; Aspergillaceae.
AUGCGUUCUUGGUAUGGAAGGGGUCGACCGCUCCAGGUUGCUAUCACUUCUUGUUGUUUGGUGGCUUUUAUUCUGUUUGGUUACGACCAAGGUGUGUUCAGUGGGAUUGUGGGCAAUGAAGACUGGAGAAAACAGUUUGGUUACCCUGAUGACUCGGAAGAGGGUAUCAUUGUCAGUUGUUAUAACCUGGGGUGUCUCCUGGGAUGUUUGAUCAACUUCUGCAUUGGCGAGAGUCUCGGCCGACGGAAGACGAUGUGGCUCGCGAUGGGUGUGGUGAUUAUCGGUGCAAUCCUGCAGACCACAGCCUUCAACGUGCCUCAUUUGAUCGUCGGACGACUGGUGACUGGCGCAGGCACCGGAUUGAAGACCAGCACAGUGCCCAUGUACCAGGCCGAAAUGUGCGAAGGAAAAACCAGAGGUCGACUAAUCUCUUCCGAAGUCCUCUUUACCGCCGUGGGAAUCGUUGUCGCAUACUGGUUUGAUUUUGGCAUGUCAUUUGUGGGAGGGCCUAUCGCCUGGCGACUCCCAAUUGCCAUGCAGAUUGUCUUUGCCAUCUUCGUCAUUGUCUUGGUAUUCGGACUCCCGGAGUCUCCUCGAUGGCUCAUGAAUCACGGCCAGGAACAAGAAGCCAUGGAUGUUCUCUGUGCUGUGUAUGAUCGUGAGCCAGAUGAUGAAUUCAUCGUCAAUGAGCGCAAGGGAAUCAUGUCUGCAAUUGAACUAGAAGACUCAGUCAGCAAGCAGUCUUUCUGGAAGAUUUUCCGCAACGAUGAAGUCAAGACCGGCCAGCGAGUCUUGCUUGCUUGGGGUAUUCAACUGAUGAACCAAGUUGGCGGUAUCAAUUUGGUCGUGUACUUCGUUCCCACUGUACUUAAGCGCAACGUCGGCAUGUCAAGUCAACUUUCUCAGAUCCUGGGCGGAUGCAUCCAAAUCAUGUUCAUGCUCGGCUCGCUACUGCCAGCCUUCAAAUUGGACAGCAUGGGUCGCCGCAAAACCAUGAUGAUCGGCUCUUUCGGUCUCGGCUUCUGCAUGAUGAUGGUAGCCGCACUACUUUCCCAAGUCCACCAACCCAACGGAACAGCUUAUGCAUCGGCGUCAGUCUCAUUCUUCUUCCUGUACAUGCUCAUCCACGGCAUGUCCAUCAACUCCGUUCCCUGGGUCUAUGUUCCCGAGAUUCUGCCCUUGGAAGCCCGCACUAAAGGAACGGCAAUUGGCGUCAGCUCCAAUUGGCUGUGGAACUUCACCGUUGUUAUGAUCACGCCUGUGAUCAUCAAUCGGAUUCAAUGGAAAGCGUACCUGAUCUUCAUGAUCACCAACUUCCUUUUCAUUCCCAUCAUCUAUUUCUAUUACCCCGAGACUAGCAAUCUGCGCCUGGAGGAAAUUGAUUUGAUCUUCGCUCGGGGUGGAGACCCUGUUGAGCAGGCGAGGAGAAUGGCUGCGGAAAUCAAGGCCUAUGGACAUCUCCAGGUUGAGCAGGACGAGAAAGUCGCUAGCAGUGUUGGAGUGGAGCGGGUAUAG